Messenger RNA from Pieris brassicae (large cabbage white), 1708 nucleotides. RefSeq names its product lysosomal acid glucosylceramidase-like. Gene Ontology annotation, biological process: glucosylceramide catabolic process. The record is from RefSeq and is a predicted model, not a curated record. Gene Ontology annotation, molecular function: glucosylceramidase activity. The transcript has 12 exons. NCBI's taxonomy places the organism in Eukaryota, Metazoa, Arthropoda, Insecta, Lepidoptera, Pieridae. Bases 62 to 1657 code for a protein of 531 amino acids.
AUAACACUUCGUUAUGUAACGACGUCUUUAUAAAAUAGCACAAAUAAUAACUGUUUAUAAAAUGAUGACAAAAAUAAUAUUUUCGUUUAUAUUCAUAUCGUGUAUAGUUAAAACUAACUCAGAUAAGCCAUGUGCAGUGAAGCACAUAUUAGGGGAAUCCAUAGUUUGUGUUUGCAACUCUACAUACUGUGAUGACUUUAUAAGGGAACCACCAACAGACGGCUAUAUCACGUAUAGUUCUUCAAAGGACGGGUUGCGUUUUAAAAAAGAGGUGCACAGCUUUCUAAAUGCCAGUGACAAAAAUUGUAUAAAAUGUUCCGAAAUCCACUUAGAUGUGGAUCCAUCAGUGUCAUACCAAAGGAUAGAAGGCUUCGGUGGAGCGGUCACUGACGCCGCGGGAAUUAACUGGAAGAGUCUUGAACCCGCUCUACAGUAUUAUAUGAUCAAAUCAUACUAUUCUGAAGAAGGCAUCGAGUACAAUAUGGCUAGAGUACCAAUAGGAGGAACAGACUUCUCAACCCGGAAAUACGCUUACAAUGAACUUCCGUUAGAUGACGUUAAUCUCACCAACUUCCACUUGGCUCAUGAAGACUAUAAUUACAAGAUUCCUAUGUUAUGGGCAAUUCAGAACACAUCAAACGUACCUAUACACAUAGUUAGUACCACUUGGUCACCGCCACCCUGGAUGAAAACGAACAACGCGUUUACUGGUUUUAGCCGUUUAAAGGAAAAAUACUACCAGACAUACGCUGAUUAUCAUUUCAGGUUUUUAGAAGAGUACGAGGCUGAGGGAAUACCGAUUUGGGCAAUUACUACCACUAAUGAACCAAUCAAUGGCGUUUUUAAUUUAGCGAGUUUCAACUCCCUUGGAUGGACUGUAAAUGAGUUGGGCAAAUGGAUAGUAAAUCACUUGGGCCCAACGAUUCGUAACUCGAAAUACAAAAAUGUAAAAAUUCUUACAUGUGACGACCAGCGCUUCACAAUACCAUUUUUCUUUAAUAUGAUGUUACACAAACACCCCAAAGCUUUGGACAUUAUAGAUGGAAUUGGUGUUCACUUCUACAAUGACAGGAUAACCCCAGCAUCAAUAUUCAAUUUCGUAACGAAAUAUUAUCCGGAUAAGUUUAUUCUGGCCACUGAAGCCAGUGAAGGGGCGUUUCCUUGGCAACCAAAAGUGCUUUUAGGCUCUUGGGAUCGAGCGGAAAGCUACAUUAGUGAUAUACUAGAGGACCUUAACCACAACCUGGUCGGUUGGAUCGAUUGGAACCUGUGUUUGGACUUAAUUGGAGGUCCGAAUUGGGAGCUAAACUUCGUCGACUCACCAAUAAUUGUAAAUGCUUUGCGUCAAGAAUUCUACAAACAACCAAUGUUCUAUGCAUUAGGACAAGUAUCGAAGUUUGUCCCGAGGGACUCCAUAAGGAUACAAGUGAACGAGACGAAAUCAUUCUUCCAGACUUCGGUGAAACAUGUUGGGUUUUUGACACCCAGAAAUACGACUGUGUUGAUACUUUAUAAUAGUGAAAAGGAAACGUCAAUCACAGUAAAAUGCUUAGAGAAGAUAAUGCAUCUGCACCUCCCGGCUCGCUCUAUAACGACGGUCGAAUUUCAAACCAAGAAGAAAGAAGAAAAACCAGAAGAUUUAUUCGACCAUUCGUGAUCAAUUGCACAAUAAAUAUGUCUUACUAGUUAAUCAAGAAUUACUUACUAA